Messenger RNA from Anopheles stephensi (Asian malaria mosquito), 3102 nucleotides. It is a transcript of the gene Hmt-1, whose product is annotated as ATP-binding cassette sub-family B member 6, mitochondrial. Lineage: Eukaryota; Metazoa; Arthropoda; Insecta; Diptera; Culicidae. Gene Ontology annotation, cellular component: membrane. Bases 298 to 2850 code for a protein of 850 amino acids. Gene Ontology annotation, biological process: heme transport; transmembrane transport. The record is from RefSeq and is a predicted model, not a curated record. The transcript has 5 exons. Gene Ontology annotation, molecular function: heme binding; ATP binding; ABC-type heme transporter activity.
GGAUUAUUUUAUCUCUUUAUCGCUACGAAUGCGUGCGCAUUCAUUCGCUGUGAAGUGAUGAAACUAGUCGCUACAAUCUUGCCUAGUUGCUGACCGAUAAGUAAAUUCCUGCCCGGCGAUGGUUAUUGCACUUGUAAAACGUAGUCGUGCAAGUAGUUGUUCUCCGGACUGGCAGUUAACGCUUGUGAUUCUGGCAAGAGAUUUCACUAACAAGAGCAGAGGAACAAGCUCGGAUCGUCUACUCGAACCAUCGGACAUACUGACGAGUGCGGUGUGAAUUCUGCUGAACCACUCAACAUGAUCCACUACUGUCCAACCAACACGUCCAUGAACGUGGUUUGGUUCAAUCAUGGCGUAUCGCAAUGCUUCAUGGAUACGGUUGCGAUGGGCACGAUCGGAGGAUUUAUGCUCAUUUUCGGUACACUGCAACUGCUAAUGUAUCUGCGCCAUGCAACGGAAAUCGACACGCAACGGAUACGAAAGUCCCGUCUGUACAACUUCCAGCUGUUUCUGCUGCUCCUGAUGCCGCUGCUCACAGUGGCGAGAUUCGUGCUGGAAGGCUUCAUCUUCGACGGUGCGCAGGUGUACGGCUUCAUGGUCCUAUCGAUCGCAGUAGCCCUGUUCGCGUAUCCUUUCGCGAUCGUGCUGCUCGUAAAGGAGCGUUACUAUCAGCUACCCUCCGUACCGACGCGUGGCCACGGAUUGGUUUUGCUCCUCUUCUGGACGCUGGUGUUUAUUGUGCAGAACAUUGCGUUCAUCAAUCUGAACUAUCACGAUGCGUGGUUCCGGCUGGAGACGCUGAGAGAUAAGGUGGAGUUCGGGAUGUUUGUGGCGCGGUACACCAUCACCAUGCUGCUGUUUGUGAUUGGGCUGAAGGCACCGGGCAUAACGUCGACCCAGUUCACCGAGGAGUACCAAAAUUUGCACCAGGCCCAGGAAAACCAGUCUACGUUCAGCAAUGCGUGGACCAAGAUGCGAACCUUGCUGCCGUUCCUGUGGCCCAAAAAGGAUGCGUUUCUCCAGUUCCGGGUAGUGUUUUGCUUCCUGCUGCUCAUCGCCGGCCGCCUCAUUAACGUGUACGUGCAGAUCUACAACAAAAAGAUCGUCGACAGUCUAACCGAGAAGCCGGCCACAUUUCGCUGGGACUGGAUACUGCUGUACGUUGGGUUCAAGUUUCUCCAGGGCGGUGGUACCGGGUCGAUGGGACUGCUGAACAACCUGCGCAGCUUCCUGUGGAUUCGCAUCCAGCAGUACACGACGCGCGAGAUCGAGCUGGAGCUGUUUCGCCAUCUGCACAGCCUAUCGCUGCGGUGGCAUUUGAACCGUAAAACGGGCGAGGUGCUGCGCGUGAUGGACCGUGGCACGGACAGCAUUAACAACCUGCUGAACUACAUCCUGUUCUCCAUCACGCCCACCAUCGUGGACAUUUUGAUUGCGGUCGUUUUCUUCAUCACGGCAUUCAACUGGUGGUUCGGUUUCAUCGUGUUUUUGACCAUGACGUUGUAUAUAGUCGCAACGAUUAUGGUAACGGAAUGGCGCACCAAAUUCCAACGGCGUAUGAAUUUGGCUGAUAAUCAGCAGAAGGCCCGCAGCGUCGAUUCGCUGCUCAACUUCGAAACAGUGAAGUACUACGGUGCCGAGCAGUACGAAGUUUCCUGUUACCGGGACGCAAUUCUCAAGUUCCAGGACGAAGAGUGGCGCUCUAUCAUUACGCUGAACAUCCUCAACACGAUGCAAAACGUUAUUGUGUGCGGUGGGUUGCUAGCCGGUUCGAUGCUGUGCGCAUAUCUCGUCGUGUACGAGGAGGGAUUAACCGUCGGAGACUAUGUGCUGUUUGCAAGCUAUAUCAUUCAGCUCUACGUACCGCUCAAUUGGUUCGGCACCUUCUACCGGGCGAUCCAGAAAAACUUCGUCGACAUGGAGAACAUGUUUGAUCUGAUGCGCGAAGAGCAGGAAGUGCUGGACGCACCGUCAGCACCCGGGCUAGCGGUGGCGCGUGGCCGAAUCGACUUCAACGAUGUCACGUUCGGGUACAACGCGGAACGGCUAGUGCUGCGCAACGUUAGCUUCACCGUACCCGGCGGCAAAACGGUGGCCAUUGUCGGUCCGUCAGGUGCGGGCAAGAGCACAAUCAUGCGAUUGCUCUUCCGCUUCUACGACGUCAACAGCGGAUCGAUAUCGGUCGAUGGGCAGAACAUAAAAAUCGUACGCCAAGCUUCGUUGCGUCAGGCGAUCGGUGUUGUACCGCAGGACACGGUACUGUUUAACAACACGAUUAAGUACAACAUCCAGUACGGGCGGGUCGGUGCGCCGGAAGCCGACGUCAUCAUGGCGGCACGGAGCGCCGAUAUACACGAACGAAUUUUAACCUUCCCGGAGCAGUACGAAACGCAGGUCGGUGAGCGUGGACUGCGCCUGAGCGGCGGUGAAAAGCAACGGGUCGCUAUCGCACGAACCAUCCUCAAGUCACCGGCCAUCGUACUGCUCGACGAAGCUACCAGCGCCCUGGACACGCAAACGGAGCGUAACAUCCAAACGGCGCUGGCGAAGGUGUGCGCCAAUCGGACCACAAUUAUUAUCGCCCAUCGCCUGUCGACGAUCAUUCAUGCGGAUGAGAUACUGGUGCUGAAGGAGGGCUCGAUUGUCGAGCGCGGACGGCACGAGAUGCUGCUCGACCAGAACGGUGUGUACGCGGAAAUGUGGAAUCAGCAGUUGAAAAAUUUAGAGCUAGGAGCUAGUGCGACGGAGGAGGCAGCGCUGGUAGAUGGCAAUGGGCAGGUAGCAAACGGUACGCCGAACAAAUUGCCUGCAAUCGCACCACCAAAUCAUCAGCACCAUCCUCACCAUUGAUUGAGGUAGGACCCGGAUCGAUGCUGCAAAAUGUAUGUGUGCAAGAACGGAACCACGAAAACAUGUGAUAGUUUAGGUGUGCAAACCUUUCAAUUAGGGAGAGACACGAGAGAAUGCAGAAAAUUCAUUUUAAUGCCGUUGUUCAAAGUAUGAGAAGAAGACGAAUGUACGAUUAAUGCGUUUGUUUCUAAGCGAUUCAUAAAUUGAUAUGAAACCCAUGAAAAAAUAAAAGAAAUGGAAGAUGAAAAAAAA